AUGUCUCCGUGGCUUCCGUCCAUUCCUUACCCUCCUCCAGACCAACCAGGGUUCUGGGAUCCGGUGACCUCGACUCUACAGUGGUGCGAAGAGGACUACUAUGUGACCUACUACUCAGCGGAAAUAAUCAACACCUUAACCAACCUUAUGUUCAUCUAUUUGGCAUAUGAGGGCGUCAAGAGCUGUAGGAAACAUGGACAUGAUACCGUCUUUGAGGUUGCUUAUUUCGGAUACUUUCUCGUCGGAUUUGGGAGCUUUAUGUUUCAUUCUACUCUGAAAUAUCCCUGGCAAUUGGUCGACGAACUCAACAUGAUUUACACCACCUGUCUUAUGGCAUAUGCAAGCCUUUCCUACUCCCGCUCAGCGAGCGUUCAAAUAGCUCUCGGUGUCUGUCUGACCCUGUUCUGCGGUGCCAUCACGGUCUAUUAUCAUUAUGUACAGGACCCUACCUUUCACCAGAAUGUUUAUGCAGCAUUGACCGUCUACAUUGUCUUUCAAAGCAUAUAUCGUAUGGAGUUUACGCUUCGACCUUCCCUGAGAAGGAGCGAGGAGAAACACCGAAGAGAACGAGAGCUCCGCAACGACCCCUUGAAGAGCAAAGCUGAAAAUGAGUACGAAAACAAACGAGAUAUGGAGAUCUUAAACACCAUGUGGCUGCUAGUGGGAUGCGGCCUCUCAAUUUUUCUCGGUGGUUUCGGAAUCUGGGCUCUGGACAUCAAAUACUGCCCAACACUUCGAACAUGGCGCAGAAGCAUUGGGAUGCCAUGGGGUUUCUUGCUUGAAGGCCAUGGCUGGUGGCACCUGAUGACUGGCAUUGGUGCAUACUGCUAUAUUGUCUGGGGCAUUCACCUCCGACACAUCCUCAACGGCGACCAGGAGCAUUAUGUCAUGGUCUGGCCUAGGAUAUAUCGACUUCCCGAGAUCGUCAAACUAUCUGAACCACCUCCAAAGGAGACAACCAAUGGGACCGUUGCUAACGGCACACUGGAUCACAAGAAGACCAUCUAA
Molecule: messenger RNA, 1008 nt
Organism: Exophiala aquamarina CBS 119918
Lineage: Eukaryota; Fungi; Ascomycota; Eurotiomycetes; Chaetothyriales; Herpotrichiellaceae
Exons: 3
Coding region: 1-1008 (335 amino acids)
Biological process (GO): ceramide catabolic process; ceramide biosynthetic process
Cellular component (GO): endoplasmic reticulum membrane
Source: RefSeq, a predicted model, not a curated record